Knipowitschia caucasica is the source of this 390-nucleotide messenger RNA. The record is from the annotation of a GenBank genome assembly. NCBI's taxonomy places the organism in Eukaryota, Metazoa, Chordata, Actinopteri, Gobiiformes, Gobiidae.
AUGAAGCGACGAAUUCUACUCCUAUUUUUAGCCUCAAACAACCACCACAACUAUGCCGCCAACAACUACCACAACUAUGCCUCCAACAACUACCACAACUAUGCCUCCAACAACUACCACAACAGUGCCUCCAACAACUACCACAACAGAGCCUCCAACUACUACAACAACAGAGCCUCCAACAACCACCACAACUAUGCCUCCAACAACUACCACAACUAUGCCUCCAACAACUACCACAACUAUGCCUCCAACAACCACCACAACUAUGCCUCCAACUACUACCACAACUAUGCCUCCAACAACUACCACAACUAUGCCUCCAACAACCACCACAACUAUGCCUCCAACAACCACCACAACUAUGCCUCCAACAACCACCACAACUGA